GUGCCUUUGUUUUGUUUUUGUUUCGUACCGAGGAACCGUCAAGAUGAAGCACGUUUGACAGAAGACUGUUUUUUGGGUUAACAAAAAAAAAAUAAGGAAGCAACUUUUAAACAGAUACAAAACAGAGGCCUCUUCCUUAGGCCUGAAUCAGGGUUAAAAAGGGGGCAAGUGGGGAAAGAAGUAAAUGAACCAAAUGACAAUAACCCCGAAUAAAAUGGGACAAACUAAGACUCGCAAGGAGAAACGAAGAAGAGAUAUUUUAUUAAUAACCGCCGUUUGCGCAUGUUUGAAGUCUUGCAGAACAAAAAUAAGUACUUUGUGUCUUUAACAGAAAACUGGCUGUUUAAAAAAGGACUGCCUGUUUCUCAAGGCGUAAUCUGAUUUUUUUUUUUUUUUUUUUUUUUUUUUUGUGCCAUUCUCUCGUUAUUUCUGUUUUUAUCUGGAAGAUUAUUACUUAUUGUUGUUAUUAAUAAUAAUUUAAAGACUUAUUUUUCCAAUCGGAUUUUGAUUUGGAUUAAGCUUUGAAUUUAAUUCAAUGGAAGUAUGUUAUCAGCUACCGGUUUUGCCUCUGGACAGGCCGGUUCCCAAACAUGUUCUCACCCGGAGGGGAGCCAUCAGCUUCAGUUCCAGCUCAUCUCUGUUUGGUUGUCCAGAUCCCAGACAGCUGUCGCAGAGACGUGGGGCAAUCUCCUAUGACAGUUCAGAUCAAACUGCUUUGUAUAUUCGUAUGUUAGGGAUUCUUGUGGGUGGGUUGGAGGGCGGGCUGGUCCCAACCCUGGUGCCUCCCCCCAGAGACCAAGAACCUGCGACAGGCAACCCAGGCGAUAUGGACGGGGCGCUGGGAGCACAGGCUGGCAACCAGGCAGGUGCAGCAGCCGGCAGAGGUGCAAGCCCCGGCGACCACGGAGUGAUGUCUGGGCCACCAGGGGGAGCGAAGCAGGGGACCAGACGACUGACUAUGCCUAGUGAUGCAGCGACCCGGGAGCUAGGCCCAGCGACCAAAGGUCCGGAUACCAAUACUGAGUGUCUGGGAGCCUGGAUCGAGGGCUCUGACCCAUCAGCACCAGGUGAUGUAAGAGUAAGGAGUCGGGUAGGAUUUGAAACCGAAAGAGCAGGCUGUCAUCCAUACCUAUACGUUGAUUUCCGCAUUUUGCACUCACGUCCUGAGUCUGUGGGGCCUGUGUCGGCGAGGAAAAUUCGGAGACUGUUAAGUUUCCAGAGAUCCCUGCACUCCUCUCGCUUCUUCUGUGACGUUCCUCCACUGAAUCCUUUAUACAUCUUGGAUGAUGACUAUACUGGUCAAGCAAAGUGUAUGCUGGAAAAAGUUGGAAGUUGGAAUUUUGAUAUAUUUCUUUUUGACAGAUUAACAAAUGGAAACAGCUUGGUCAGCUUGACGUUUCAUUUGUUUAAACUUUAUGGACUUACUGAAAUCUUCCAUUUAGACAUGGUAAAACUGCGUAGUUUUUUAGUUAUGGUUCAAGAAGACUACCGCAGUCGAAACCCUUACCACAAUGCAGUCCAUGCUGCAGACGUGACUCAGGCCAUGCACUGUUACUUAAAAGAGCCCAAGCUUGCCAAAUCUCUCACCCCAUGGGAUAUCCUGCUAGCUCUGUUGGCAGCUACAACACACGACUUGGAUCAUCCAGGUGUUAAUCAGCCUUUCCUCAUAAAAACAAACCAUUACUUAGCAACUUUGUAUAAGAAUACCUCAGUUUUAGAAAAUCACCACUGGAGAUCAGCUGUGGGCCUGCUUCGAGAGUCAGGGUUAUUUGCACACCUUCCCUUGGAAGACAGGCUGAGAAUCGAGAGAGAGUUGGGUUCCCUCAUUCUAGCCACUGACAUCAGCAGACAGAAUGAAUACUUGUUGCAGUUCAGAACACAUUUGGAUCGGAAAGACCUAUGCUUAGACGAUGCUGGUCAUCGACAUUUUAUUCUUCAGAUGGCACUCAAGUGUGCUGAUAUUUGUAACCCAUGCAGGACCUGGGAACUGAGUAAGCACUGGAGUGAGAAAGUGACUGAGGAAUUCUUCCAUCAAGGUGACAUUGAAAAGAAACAUAAACUAGAUGUAAGCCCACUAUGUGACAGCCAAACACAAACUAUUGAAAAUAUUCAAAUGGGUUUCAUGACCUAUGUGGUGAAGCCCCUGUUUGUGGAGUGGGCUCGGUUCUCGGACACCAGGCUCUCUCAGACGAUGCUCGGCUACCUUGCACUGAACAAAGCUGGCUGGAAGGGAAUGGUACAGGAGCAUGCGAGCAGCGGGGACGACACAGAUCCUACCUUAGAGGAGGCUGACUCAGAUAUAUUACCUCAGGAAAGCAGAGAAUUAUGACCCCUUCUCCCAGAUCCCACAUACAGUACGGUAGGCUUUACCUGGUGUAAGUGAAAUGGUAAAAAAAAAAAAAAAAAAAACUGUGGGAAAAGGGGAACUAAACCUGACCUGACUUAACUCCAACUGCCAUGACUGCCUAGAAACCCAUGCCAGAAAGGAAUUAACCCCCCUCUCCCCACACCACCUCCUAAAACAACUGGUUUUUGUUUUUGUUUUGUAGCUUCACCACCUUCUUAACAUAAAGUAAUACGUAGAUACCUCAUUUGGCUUUUUUAAAUUUCUUUUUUUGCCUAAUUAUCUUAAACACAUAAUUCUUGAAAGGGAACAGUAAAGGAAGCUUACUUUUGUUCUGGUAAAGUGCCGGUUGACAACUUUUUAAUAUUUGUUAUUGCUGUUAAUGUUUUUUUUUAAAUGAUUGUUAUUUCUUAAAAAAAAAGGGGGUUUCUUCAGCUGUACAGAGAACCCAAAUGUAAUGCAUUUUAAGCGUAUCUUCCUUAUUAUAAAAUCUAGAUAAAAUGUGAAAAGGCCACUGCUUUUGCUGCCUCCAUGAAGACUGUUUACAAAUGUGUAUUUAUUAUUAUUUUUUAUUAUUAUUUGUAAAGUUGGAUUUAUAACUUGCCUUGAAGCACAGGUGUGAAGAACCACUUAAAUAGGAAUGUUGUCCUAUUGCUAAAACAAAAUUCAGACUGCAUCUCUAAAACACACUGAGUGCCACAAAAGCCUCCAGUUCUCAGUGGUCUUGCACUGUGACUUGGUCCUACCAUAUUAGAUAUAGUAAUCAGCCCCAGGUAGUCCAGUAGAGGUUGGAAAAUGUGACUCAUUUGAACUAAACCUUUUUCAUCUGGACUUUUGAAUUGUUUGGGAAGCUGUCAUCGUAACAAUCUGUGGAUCUUUCAAUGAUGGCAAAGCACAUGGUUAUUACCCUCCUUACACUGGAAGAGCUCUUUCACGUGAGAAAAAAAAAAAAACUAAAUUAAUUGAUAUAAAAUUAGCUCAGGGUGUUUGCCAAUUUCUCUAAAAGAAACUAGGGAGGCAGGUGACCUUAAAGCCUGUCCUCUUUCAACUCAAGAAAAAAAAAAAAAUAUAUUAUUGAAACUAUUACCUGAAAAUGUGACAAUUUCAAUGGACAGCCACACUGAAAAGGAAAACUGUAAGACAUUGCUACAGAUGCCUUAAAACUAUGCAUAAAGCAAAGUGACCAAACCAAUUUUUCUUUUCGUAAAAAGGUGCAUUGUUUUUUUAUCUUCACUUUUAUUGCAUUGUCAAACUGUUGGCCUUGGUGUGAUAAAAUGUUUUUUUUUUUUUUUUUUAGUUAGAAAUUGAAUACCAAUAUAUUUUAAACUUCAAGCAUUCCAUUUUUUUAAAGUUGUUUUGAUUCUGUACAGUAAGCACAAUUGUAAUGGUUUUCUUAUUUCACUUCAUUUGUAUUUUUUCUUGUUAUUACUGUAAAAGACUGUUUGAUAAUCCUGUUUACAAUUUGUUAUGACCGCCAUUUUGGGGAGAAGACUUCAGUUUGAAGCCAUUUGGAAAGGCUUUGCUGUAUCUUUUUUAUACAUGUCUGUUGCAGUGACAUUUUUGAAUAAACAAGUUGGCAUAUG
Messenger RNA from Polyodon spathula (Mississippi paddlefish), 3927 nucleotides. Its product is annotated as high affinity cAMP-specific 3',5'-cyclic phosphodiesterase 7A-like. Lineage: Eukaryota; Metazoa; Chordata; Actinopteri; Acipenseriformes; Polyodontidae. The transcript is spliced from 14 exons. Gene Ontology annotation, molecular function: 3',5'-cyclic-AMP phosphodiesterase activity. The record is from RefSeq and is a predicted model, not a curated record. Bases 536 to 2329 code for a protein of 597 amino acids.